GUUAAUCUCAUCGUUUCCUAUGACUACCCCGCUCCAUUAUUUUUAUCCAACCCACCAACACCAAGGAGGGCUGUAUCCGUAAUUCUCCUCUUUCCCUUUAUUUACUUUCACUUCCGAGAGUGCACACUCCUGUGAAGCCACUAGAGCUGCACAUAUCAAUCGAGUGCAGAAUUCUCGGAUCUCCCGACAGCACCAUGACCGAACCCCGUGAUUCGACCGAGACGUCUCUGCCACCCUACGACGCGAUAUCGCAGCCGUAUCAGGAGGUGUGCCCCCCCACGACCCUCGUCAUAGUAGGCCAGUCGAUCCACGCUCUGACGGCAGAUUCGCCGGUACUGUAUCAUCUCAGUCUCGGUAUUUCAGGCCUUUCGGAUAUCACCACGGAGGUAGAGCUCUCGCGCGUUGAGCCGAAGCAAGAUGGCUCGGGACGCCAACGCCAUAUAUAUGACUUGCGAUAUAUGCGCUCGGGACCUGGUGGCUACGUGAAGCUGCCGUCCGACUCGCCUCACUACUUUAUCGAGCGUGCAAGCCGUCGCGUCCCGGGUCUUCAGGAUCUGGGCCUCAAGAAGAGCCGCUUGCCGGGAAAGACAUGUACGACUGUUCUGCCCGUUGAUAUAAGAGGCAAGACCAGCAAGUACAGCAUACCCAACUUUGUCAAGGACAGCGCCCCCGUGUUCAGUAUCAACAAAAAUAGGUGGGCGGAUGCGCAAGGGGCUCUGAUUGCCUCCAUGCAUGAUACCACCGAGCACAGCCUGGUCGUCACGGCGGCCCUGCCGCGCGCCCAGUUUGACAUGCUCGUAGCACUAUGGUGCUGUAAGGUAUGGGAGUCUGGGGUUGCCAAUGCCGAAAAGGUGCACGAGGGGAUCGACGGAGUGAAGAGAAAGAUGCGGCUGGCAAGGGAGUUUGGCAUGAGUAGCUCAACCAUGGGACCCGGAGGAGCGUCUGGAGCGUUUUGAGCUGGCGUGUACGGAGUUCAGGAUUCAAGACACAACCAGACUUUCUAGAUACGAAUACAUCGUCCCUGCACUACCUAGUCAUUGUUUUGAACCUUUGAAACAGUCCUUUCUUUGUGGGCCAGUGACCCCUGAAGUCGGCGGGGAUAAUGAUAUGGGCUGUCGGUUUUUGGCGCAGGGGCUUCCGAGGCCGGGACUACGGAAAGGCAAGUCCAGCGAAGGAUGGGCGUGUGGUAUGAUUCCAAGCCGGAGGAGGUCGUCAAUGCUGGCUGCAUAUCUUUCAACCCAUCUCACCCAAUCUACAUGACAGACUCUAGAACCGUCGUCGCGAUAACCGCGAUAGACAUCACGCCCCAAGAAGCCCGUAGGGAGCCAGCAGCGUUCUUGUCUUUAUCACCCGUCCCGGCACUGUCGUUGUUGCUCCCACCAGACCGCGGUCUCUCGGCUACGUCGCCGGGGCCAGCAGCCCACGCGAAGCCCGACAAGACCUUCUCGGAGUAGCCCGGGGUUGACGUGCCCAUCGUGCCGUCGUCGUUGGUCGUCGAGCCCUUGACACACCUGGCCCCGUUCCACUUCACGUCCGCCACCGCAGACCACAGGCUAGUCAUAUUGGUCAACGUGUCCCAGGUAUAGAAUAGCUUGCAGUUGGUCGCCUCAUAGUGGAAC
This is a messenger RNA of Colletotrichum destructivum, 1619 nucleotides long. RefSeq lists its product as uncharacterized. Lineage: Eukaryota; Fungi; Ascomycota; Sordariomycetes; Glomerellales; Glomerellaceae. The transcript has 3 exons. The record is from RefSeq and is a predicted model, not a curated record. The coding region runs from base 195 to 956 and encodes 253 amino acids.